AUGAAAUCUGAUGACGCAGAUGAUAACUAUGACCAAAAAGGUGAUCAUAUUGAAUGCACAUUAAAGGAAAUAGGAAUGUCGAAUUGUCAUACACCAACAACUCCCAUUUUAUUGGGUCACCACACUUUACAAAAAGUAUUUCAUCAAGACGGAAAUAUAAUCGGACAAAUUGUUACUUUUAAUGCACUUUCAGAGCUUGCAAAAGAUGUGCCAAAAAAAAAAAUCUAUCAAAAAACAUCUCACGGUGUUGGAAGAAUAUUCGUAAAAUAUCAUGUACCAGGUAUAGUGGAGCCGGUGUGGCAAUGUGGAACUGGAUUCUGUAUUAAGAAAGGUAUUGUGAUGUCUGCGGGUCAUGUAUUUACCUUUAAAGUAGAUAAAAAUGCACCAAUAGAAACCCAAGAGAUGCAGAAAAAUCUUAAAUACCAAAAGAUCUAUAUUUACUUUGGUCCACAUGCCUCCUUGGAUGUUGAUGGUUUGCCAGUUAGUAUGGACAACUUCUAUGAGUUGGAGUCAUUGGGUAGAGAUUUUGAUCAAAAAUUCAAAGCUCCUUUGUCAUCCACUGACCUCAACGGUAAAACAUUCCAUUGGAAUCCAGCCAACGAUUUAGAGGUUCUCAAAUUCAAAGAAAAACCACCAAAACACGUUAAAAUUCUAUUGCCAAUGCUUCCAACCAAUCCACAAGCGGUCGAUCACUACGUCAUGGGAUAUCCAGGUUUUGUAACUUUGGAUAAAUUUAAAGCUGAUUACGAUGUAUCCUCUGUGAAACUUGGUUUGGAGAGUCUUUAUAUCGAAGUGGUCAAAGGUACUCGUUAUUUUGAGAACAAGACUGUUUUCAUUGGCAAGGUUGUCAAAAUAGAAAAUAAUGUGAUUACUCAUCUCUGUCCAACACUAGCAGGUACAUCGGGUGGUAUUCUUGCCAAUACUGAACAAAAGAGAAAGUUCGUGGGUGUUCAUCUCGGUGGAUCACAGGAAAUUGGAAACAUUGCAAUCUCUGUUACACACCCAUUAUUCUGGGACAUUUACGAAACUUAUGUUCUUAAAAAUGAUGAUAAAUUCAUUAAAAAGAAUCUUAAACAUUUAAAGGAAUAUUUAAUUUACUUUAAUUAUAUUAAAUUAAAUAAAGAAAAGAUAAAUUAA
This is a messenger RNA of Heterostelium album PN500, 1137 nucleotides long. RefSeq lists its product as uncharacterized. Bases 1 to 1137 code for a protein of 378 amino acids. The transcript is spliced from 5 exons. NCBI's taxonomy places the organism in Eukaryota, Evosea, Eumycetozoa, Acytosteliales, Acytosteliaceae. The record is from RefSeq and is a predicted model, not a curated record.